AUGUCCCCAUUGCGGAUCCGACCACCAAUUACCAUCAUCUGGCGGCCUGCCUUAAACUCGCAAAAUACCAAAUUAUUAUGUGAUCUAUGCACAGGAGAUAAUAUUGCUUCAUGUAGGUGUUCUCAAUGUGCGUUGAGUUUAUGUAAAAAUUGUGCCGAAAAUCAUUUAAAACAUAAAACCAAUUUAAAUCACGAAGUUUUAAGAUUAGAAGAUGCGAGAAAAAAAGGUAUAACUACUGUGAGAAGACAAGUUAUGUGUCCGAAUCAUAAAGAUAUUGAAUUAUCCAUUUUUUGUUCAACUUGUUGUCAGUCUUCGUUUACAUUGAAACCACUAAUAAUACCAAACAUUCACUUCCUCAAAUCGUUAUUGCUUCCCGAGUAUCCGUUUCCGCUUUGCAAAAAUAAACUUUACACAUUUCGAGAUGAGCCACAUGGCCAACAAAAUGGGUUUAAAGUGUUAAACUACAAAGACAUAAAUUAUAAUCUAAACUAUUUUAAGGUUACUUGUCGAGAAUGUUUUACGAUGAAUCAUAAAGGACAUAUAAACGAAUCGAUUACAAGAGCGGCAAAGAUAUACGCUUCAAACAUAAAAAUGGCAUUGGGAAAAACUAGAACGAUAGCUGAAAGAUCUUCGGGAACUUCGUUUAAAUUACAGGCGACUUCGCAAAGAAUCGAAAAUCAUUGUAAUCAAGUUCAGGGGGAUAUCGAUAAGUUUAUUGAGGCUUAUAUUAACGCGAUCGAACAACAUCGGAGAAAGCUUCAUCAAGAAGUUCAGAUUGCGAAGAUUGAGAAAGUUCAUAAAGUUGACGUUCAAUUAAAUGAUUUGCAAAGGCAGUUACAUUUGGCGAAAGAAAUUUUAGCGUUUGCUGAUGAUUUAUUUAGAGAAAGUAACGAAGUUGAAUUUUUAACUUUAGUUAAACCGAUUUUGAGAAGAUUAGAAGUUUGUAAUCAAAUUCACAUUCCUGAGUUACCCAUUUCAGAAAGUUUACAAUUUUUACCAGAAGAAGCUUCGCAAGAAUCAUGGAAUUCUUGUCCUUUAUACGGAGUUGUUACAACGCAAAUUGUUUCACCAUCACAUUGUUCUCUUCUUCCAGAAGGUCUACAAAACCUUCGAGUUGGAAAAAAAGCCGAAAUUUUACUGGAGCUUUAUGAUAAAACCAAUACAGCGCUUCAACGCGGUGGCGAAGUUGUUUAUGGAGAGGUGAAAUAUAAGGAACCCGGUUCAACGAAAACUAUUAAUAUGCAAAUUGAAGAUAAGAAAAAUGGAACUUAUAAAUUAAGUUUUAUUCCUGAUGUUCCAGGGAAAUAUUUUUUAUCUGUAACAGUUAAAGGACAGCCAAUAAAAGACAACCCAACAAUAAUAAUUGUUAGGCCAUUUAGGCCUCAUUAUGGCACAUAUCAUUGUUGUAGUUUUUGCUCUAGCGGUGGAUUAAAGGAUGCUAUGUGUGGGUGUGGUGGUAAAAUGCCUGGUGGUUAUAAAGGAUGUGGUCAUGGUCAUGAAGGGCACCCAGGAAGGCGACAUUGGUCUUGUUGUGGAAGCACUUUAGAACAUUCAGAAUGUCAAAAGCGGAGUUCCACGCAUUAUCAAUUUACGUUAUAA
Molecule: messenger RNA, 1599 nt
Organism: Onthophagus taurus
Lineage: Eukaryota; Metazoa; Arthropoda; Insecta; Coleoptera; Scarabaeidae
Source: RefSeq, a predicted model, not a curated record